Messenger RNA from Bubalus bubalis (water buffalo), 2086 nucleotides. RefSeq names its product phospholipase A2 group VII (gene PLA2G7). The record is from RefSeq and is a predicted model, not a curated record. Gene Ontology annotation, molecular function: 1-alkyl-2-acetylglycerophosphocholine esterase activity. NCBI's taxonomy places the organism in Eukaryota, Metazoa, Chordata, Mammalia, Artiodactyla, Bovidae. The transcript is spliced from 14 exons. Bases 558 to 1970 code for a protein of 470 amino acids.
GCCGACUCCAAGCCUGCGGGUGUGUGGUGUGCGCGGAGCUCGCCCGUCCCAGCGCCCGGAUCAGUGGGAGGCCGGCGGUCACACAGCUCCUCCCCCUCCCUCCUCCUGCGGCGCCGGGGCAGGCCAGGGUCGGGGCUACCAGACCGCCCGGAGCUGAACGUGCGCAAAGCGGGCGCGCAGCCCCCCGCCCCAGCGCCCCGCGGCCAGGGUGACGCGGUGACUGCGGGCGACAGAGCCCGCGGUGCAGGCAGCAGGCGGGAUCAUAAAGCCUUGUCCCGAUUCCCGCGAGCAGUUCACCGCGGCGUCCGAGGCUUUCUGGUGGACCUGCUGAAGCUGGUGAGAGAGCCCCGGACUUGGCCUUUUCUCGCCCUCUCUGCUACUCGUCGCAUACCGGCACUGAAUGUCACCCCCACCCUCGGCCAUUUGUGCAAGAACUCCGGUCACGGCUGAGGUGAUGAUGCUUUUCAUGGAAAUGGACCCUUCUUACUCAAGCCAUUGAGGGUGAAGGACUAGCAGAGUUGAGAAGGUUAAGCUGAAACGGCAGCUCAGCUUCGGAGAUGUUACCGUCCAAAUUGCAUGCGCUUUUCUGCCUCUGCACCUGCCUUGCACUGGUAUAUCCUUUUGACUGGCAAGACCUGAAUCCAGUUGCCUAUAUUGAAUCACCAGAAAGAUUCCAAUCCAUGCUCUCUUCAAGGAAAAACAGCUGGUGGAAAGAAGGCAUUGAAGGAUUUGAAGACUUGCCUGCAUGGGUCAGUAAGAUACAAGCUCUGAUGGCUGCUGCAAACAUUGGUCAAUCUAAAAUCCCCAGAGGAAAUGGAUCUUAUUCCGUCGGUUGCACAGACUUGAUGUUUGAUUACACUAAUAAGGGCACCUUCUUGCGUUUGUAUUAUCCAUCUCAAGAUGAUGAUCACUCUGACACCCUUUGGAUUCCAAACAAAGAAUAUUUUUUGGGUCUUAGUAAAUUUCUUGGAACACACUGGCUUAUGGGCAAAAUUAUGGGCUUAUUCUUCGGUUCAAUGACAACUCCUGCAGCCUGGAAUGCACCUCUGAGGACUGGGGAAAAAUACCCACUAAUUAUUUUUUCUCAUGGUCUUGGAGCAUUCAGGAUGAUUUAUUCUGCUAUUGGCAUUGAUCUGGCAUCCCACGGGUUUAUAGUUGCUGCUGUAGAACACAGAGAUGGUUCUGCAUCCUCGACAUACUAUUUCAAGGACCAGUCUGCUGCAGAAACAGGCAACAAGUCUUGGCUAUAUCUCAGAACCCUGAAGCGAGGAGAGGAGGAGUUUCCUUUACGAAAUGAGCAGUUACGGCAACGAGCAAAGGAAUGUUCUCAGGCUCUCAGUUUGAUUCUGGACAUUGAUCACGGGAGGCCAGUGACGAAUGUACUAGAUUUAGAGUUUGAUGUGGAACAGCUGAAGGACUCUAUUGAUAGGGAUAAAAUAGCAGUUAUUGGACAUUCUUUUGGUGGAGCCACAGUUAUUCAGACUCUUAGUGAAGACCAGAGAUUCAGGUGUGGCAUUGCUCUGGAUGCAUGGAUGUUUCCCGUGGGUGAUGAAGUAUAUUCCAGAAUUCCUCAACCCCUCUUUUUUAUCAACUCGGAACGAUUCCAAUACCCUUCUAAUAUCAUAAGAAUGAAAAAAUGCUUCUUACCUGAUAGAGAACGAAAAAUGAUUACAAUCAGGGGUUCAGUCCAUCAGAAUUUUGUUGACUUCACUUUUGCCACUGGCAAAAUAAUUGGCUACCUAUUCACACUGAAAGGAGACAUCGAUUCCAAUGUAGCCAUCAGCCUUAGCAACAAAGCUUCCUUAGCGUUCUUACAAAAACAUUUAGGACUUCAGAAAGAUUUUGAUCAGUGGGAUUCUUUAGUUGAAGGCGAAGAUCACAAUCUUAUUCCAGGGACCAACAUUAACACAACCAACCACCAAGCCACUCUGCAGAACUCCACAGGAAUAGAGAGACCAAAUUUAGAUUAAAAGAGCUUUUUAAAAAGUUUUAUUUACAAACUUGUCUAAAAGUGUGUGUGUGUGUGUGUAUGAUUUUAAUGUAUUUUCUCAAAUAGCUCAUAUUAAAAAAUGUAGGCUAUACCACA